Messenger RNA from Saccostrea cuccullata (small rock oyster), 534 nucleotides. RefSeq lists its product as uncharacterized. NCBI's taxonomy places the organism in Eukaryota, Metazoa, Mollusca, Bivalvia, Ostreida, Ostreidae. The annotation marks the transcript as partial. The transcript has a single exon. The record is from RefSeq and is a predicted model, not a curated record.
UUUUCACUGGCAGCCAGACAGUCAAGCGCAUUUGAAUAUUAUGAACUAACGCAAGAAGAAAUUGACUGGUAUAAAGACCGCGGAUGUCCGGCGACAACAGUGCCUGUACCCAGAGGUGGCAUGGUGCUCUGGGAUUCUAGACUGGUUCACGACAAUGCAAGACCAGUAGAGGGUCGACCUCGUUCUGAUAGGUGGCGUCACGUGGUAUUUGUUUGUAUGACGCCUGCAAAAUGGGCAAAACAAUCCGAUAUCAAAAUCAAAAGAGAAGCAUAUGAACAUCUUUUAAUGACCACUCACUGGCCAAGUCAGGGGGUCUCCACGUUUCCGGAAUACCACCCGACUGGACGAGAAGGCAUCAGAGAAUUAACGGAACUCCCAGAAAUUGCCAAACAGAGAGAAGUGAGGCUGCUGAUGGGAGUAGACGAGUACGAAUUCAAUGACGGGAGCAUCGAUCGGACCCAAAGAGCCAGUAUGGACAUGAUGGGGUUGGGCAUUGAACGGACCCAAAGAGCCAGUAUUAACAUGAUGUGGUGA